Messenger RNA from Ostertagia ostertagi, 441 nucleotides. The record is from the annotation of a GenBank genome assembly. Lineage: Eukaryota; Metazoa; Nematoda; Chromadorea; Rhabditida; Trichostrongylidae.
AUGCAUCAUAUCAACAGGGAAGAGAACGCGGUAGCUGACAUAACGACACGAUUUCGGGCGUUCCAAGGUGGAAUUCUAGCGAGAAGGGCUGAUCGCUUAAACGCUAUCAUGAGCGACAUGACCGACAUCCAUUGGGCAGACCAUCUCGCUGAGGCACUUGACUAUGCAACUCCUCUGGACACAUUUAGCAAAGUGAUGGAAAGCGCAGCACGGUUGUUCGACACUAGGCAGCCUGGUCAAGCCAUCCCUCUCGAUUACAAUAGCCUACACCUUUGGACAGUGGCUCACUUCGGUUGUCCUGCAACCGACCUUGUACGACUGUUCUCGGCAAGUCUCAGCGGUCAAGACAGGAGAGCACAUUGGGAGGAGUUGCUGGAAGACUACUAUGGAUAUGUGAAGGAGGAAAUCGGCAGUAGAAAAAUGGCUUAUUCCCUCGAACAG